AUGACGAUACAUCCAGAGCCUUCACGCCCGGGCUCGAAUGAGUCUGGCACUGCCACUAAACAGCUCUUGUCAUCGCAACAGGGGAAACGCAAGCGUGAUAUUCAAGAUGAUCCUGUGGUUGGGAGUCCAACUUCUAGCCAGUCGAGCAAUUCGAAAACCAGAAAGGGUGGAAAGCAAGGCAAAGGGCGACCGAGUCUCAACAAGGAAGCUAGCAGCGUCGUGAUACCCUGCGUUGUAGAAUGGCCCGAGGAGUUCAAGCAAAUUGAACGAACGCAUCGAGCUCUGAACCUUGUUUAUACCUUCUGCACCACCCGAAAACAUCUUGCUACAACCUUCGAUACGAUAAAAUCUUCCGUUGAAGGCCAUAUCAAGAGGGAGUUACGAAUAGAUGAGAUUGCUUCCAUGGUAGCACUCCGUCCCGAAGGUCUUUACUUUGCAUAUGUUGACGAGACUAUGCUGCAACUGGACGUCAAGGGCACCGAAAAAGACGAACUAUUCCGAACUGGAAAGUCAUAUCGGUCUCAAGCUCCAGCACAUGAUGCUUCAGUAGGUGGGUAUACUGGCCUGGAGAGUCUUGACAAGAGUCACAAUCGAGAUCUUGAACCUAUGGGACAGGAGGUGCUCUUUCUAGAGUUCAUCGAUGGAGACCUCAGGAGACAGGUUCAAGGGAAGGGGGGCGAGCCUGUGAAACCGAACCGAAAGCUUCGAGACGAACAGUUGAAGAUGCCUGUGUUUAGUCAAAAGCAGAUGACAAACCUGAUUGAGAGACGCAAUCAGAAGUUCACCAACGCUGUCAACAUCUUCCUCAACAAAUGUAUAGAAGAUGGGCUCGACCCCCUUGAAACCCUCAAAGAGCAGACGAAAUCAUGCAUCCCAGUUCCAUCUGCCAAGGAAGAGUUUGCCCCAGAGAAGGCGGCUGAAACCAUUCCGGAAAGUAUCCCAAAAGAACGAAAGACGAUACCAGAGAUUGUGCAAGAGCUCAAAGAGAGCCCUUGGUACACCAGUCAAAUUGUCCCAGACGGACACCGAGUGUUUGAACAACAAGAUCCCGUGUAUGGGGACCUCAAUUUUCUGCUGAGCCAAAAUCUGGUCAAUGCUCUGUACAAUGCUAAAGGGAUCACUCAGUUCUUCGCGCAUCAGUCAGAAGCUCUCAAUAGUCUGCAAGAUGGCAAACAUGUCGUUGUGUCAACAUCAACGAGCUCUGGUAAGAGUCUGAUCUACCAGCUUCCUGUCAUUCGUGCUCUUGAAGAAGACUUUAAUUCGAGAGCCAUAUACAUAUUCCCUACGAAGGCGCUGGCGCAGGAUCAGAAAAGGAGUUUGAAAGACAUGGUGCGUUAUAUGCCUGGUCUUGAGGAAACGAUGAUUGAAACUUUUGACGGCGACACCCCAAUGACUGAGCGUAAUGAUAUUCGCGAGCAAGCAAGGGUCAUCUUUACUAAUCCAGAUAUGCUUCACAUCACCAUACUACCCCAAGAAGAGCGAUGGAGGUCAUUUUUGAAGAACCUGAAAUAUGUUGUUGUUGAUGAAUUGCACUACUACAAUGGACAAAUGGGUUCUCAUAUGUCUUUUAUCAUGCGGAGACUGAGAAGAAUAUGCACCGCUGUUGGAAAUCGGCGUGUCAAGUUUAUCUCAUGCUCUGCUACAGUUGCCAACCCCGAACAACACUUCAGAACCAUAUUUGGCAUCGAGAACGUUCAACUGAUAGAUUAUGACGGAUCCCCAUCAGGACGCAAGGAAUUCCUCUGCUGGAACACUCCGUACAAGGACCCUGGCGACCCUGCAUCUGGUCGAGGCAGUACAAAGUUCGAGUGUGCACGUUUAUUCUGCGCACUUAUGCUGAGAGGCGUCAGAAUUAUUGCAUUCUGUAGAGUUAGAGCUCAAUGCGAGCUGCUUGUGGCCACUAUCAGGCAGGAGCUUGAGAACCUCGGACGGCCAGAGUGCACUAACCUUGUCAUGGGAUAUCGUGGUGGCUACACAGCACAGGACCGACGCAGAAUCGAGACUGAAAUGUUUCAGGGGCGACUUCUUGGGAUUGUUGCGACGACUGCAUUGGAGCUCGGCAUUGAUAUCGGCUCGCUUGACUGUGUCAUGACCUGGGGGUUCCCUUACACGAUCGCCAACUUGCGCCAACAGAGUGGUCGCGCUGGUCGCCGCAACAAGGAUUCCCUUUCAAUACUUGUUGGUGACGGAUUUGCUACAGACCAGCAUUACAUGCAGAACCCAGACGACUUAUUCACAAAGCCAAAUUGCGAGCUGCAAGUGGACCUGGAGAACAUGCUGGUGCGCGAAGGACACAUCCAAUGCGCAGCAUAUGAAAUGCCAAUACGACCUAGGGAGGACGCAAAAUACUUUGGUAAAGACUUGCCGAAAAUCUGCGUGGAGCGUUUAAUAAGGGAUGACAUGGGGUUCUUUCACUGCCACGAUCGAUUCCGGCCUAUCCCUGCAAAGUAUGUUGCUAUCCGAGACACAGAAGAUGACCACUUUGCCAUUGUUGAUAUCACCAACGGCCGUAACAUUGUAUUGGAGGAGCUGGAGGCCUCAAGAGCAACAUUCACCCUUUACGACGGAGCCAUAUUCCUCCAUCAGGGAAAUCCAUACCUUGUACGAGAUUUUCAACCUGACAAGGGGAUGGCCAGGGUGGAAAGAGUCAAGGUGGAAUGGACGACUGUUCAGCGUGACUAUACCGACAUCGAUCCUACUGAGACAGAAGCUAUCCGCACGAUUUCCGAUUCCCGGUCGCACGCUUAUUAUGGGACAAUCAAGAUACAACAAAAUGUCUUUGGCUUUUGGAAGGUUGACAAGAAGAACAGGGUACUGGAUGCAGUGCAAGUAGACAACCCGCCCGUGAUUCGAUUCAGCAAGGGGAUGUGGCUCGAUGUGCCCAAGAAGGCAAUGUCUAUCCUUCAAGAGCGACGACUUCACAUUGCGGCCGCGAUACAUGCGGCCGAGCAUGCCAUUAUGAGCUUACUGCCAGCAUUUGUUAUUAGCAUGCCUGGUGAUGUACGGACCGAGUGUAAGACGGCAGUGAAAGAGUUUGCGAAACAAGAGUCACAACGUAAGCGUCCAGCGCGGUUGACGUUCUACGAUGCCAAAGGUGGUGCAGGCGGCUCAGGCAUCAGCACCAAAGCGUUUGACCACGUAGACCAAUUACUGAGGGAUGCUCUGAAACGAGUUGAAAACUGUCGUUGCGAGCGAGGCUGUGUGGAAUGCGUGGCAUCAGAGCAAUGCAAGCAGGCCAAUGAGGUGAUGAGCAAAGCAGGAAGCCAAGUGAUCCUCAAGACUCUAUUGAACGUCGAGGUGGACAUGGACUCACUGCCAAUGGGACCAGAAUUGAACAUCCCUAUGGGUACUGAAACAGUCGUGCUCGCGGAGCCAGUCCCUUACCGAGCCAAAGAAGCAGUCUUUGAAAACGGGAUCAACAAUAGGGCGGCUGUGUUUGAGGAAUCUAAGGAGGGCGCCAAGCCUGGGGAUUCUGGAACAACAGAUGGCGGCGGAGGAUUUGAGCAGUGGCUUGCAGAUUCGAUAUGA
Molecule: messenger RNA, 3528 nt
Organism: Fusarium pseudograminearum CS3096
Lineage: Eukaryota; Fungi; Ascomycota; Sordariomycetes; Hypocreales; Nectriaceae
Exons: 2
Coding region: 1-3528 (1175 amino acids)
Molecular function (GO): ATP binding; nucleic acid binding
Source: RefSeq, a predicted model, not a curated record